Molecule: messenger RNA, 600 nt
Organism: Trypanosoma rangeli
Lineage: Eukaryota; Euglenozoa; Kinetoplastea; Trypanosomatida; Trypanosomatidae
Exons: 1
Coding region: 1-600 (199 amino acids)
Source: RefSeq, a predicted model, not a curated record
AUGGUGGUCCCGGAGACAACGAGGGCAAAGGCUCGUUUGCAGCUUAGCACCAUGCUGAAGGGUUUGGGGGAGUUUCGGGUCCACCCGGAGAAGGUUGGGUCGUAUGCCGAAGCCAUAGUGACCAAAAUGAGUGCCGAGUAUUCAGACAAGGAGUCCUUUCGCGACCAGCUAAUGGGUCUACUAGCAAACAUGCGAAACCUAGACGGCGAGCUCGAGAAGGUUGGACCUUCUGUCUUGGCCACUCUGAGCCCGCAGGAGAUGCUCUCUAGAAGUCAGCGACGGGAUCGUGAGCGGUUCUUGAGGAAGCGAGCUCGUGAGCAGCUGCUGUAUGAUGUGACCAGUAUGCUUUGUCCGACAUGCAAGCUUGUGCGGUCCGAUCGCCUUAAUCUCAAUCACUUGGCACUUGACUCGGAGGAAAACGGGACACAGUUCGACUACAACUUUGACAAUCUCUGCCAGUGCGAUCACCACAGCAGCGAGGACACGACCAGCACUUCGUCGUCGUCGUCGUCGUCGUCUUCGCCCUUGUCGUUGUCGUCAGCAUUGAAGUCAGAGAAGAAACAUGGCUAUGCAGUUGACGAUAGCCCAUCAAACAUAUAA